AUGAAUUUAUGCAUCCUUCUACUAACUGUUUCAAUUCUCUUUUUCGCUAAUGUAAACUGUAGAAGACAUUCGGCAACCCCGACAGAGAUAUGUAAUUUACCACUAAAUAUAGGACGCGGGCUUGAGAAAAAAUCACGAUACUAUUAUAAUAAAGCUACUAACCAGUGCAGUGCAUUUGCUUACAAAGGAUUGAGCGGAAAUGCUAACAGAUUUCGUACUAAGGAUGAAUGCGAACGCAUGUGUGUAAAACCAAACUUAUCGAGAGUUCCGUCCAAUGGGGAUAGAAGACCAACACUGCCAGUUAGAUAUCCAGCUGAUAGACGACCAAUACAAAAUGACCGUGAUUAUGAUAACAGGUAUCCAACUAGAGCACCAUCGAGAGAAAGAACACGUGAACCAACCACUAGAAUAGUUUACAUUACUAG
Molecule: messenger RNA, 425 nt
Organism: Trichobilharzia szidati
Lineage: Eukaryota; Metazoa; Platyhelminthes; Trematoda; Strigeidida; Schistosomatidae
Source: the annotation of a GenBank genome assembly